This is a messenger RNA of Protobothrops mucrosquamatus (brown spotted pit viper), 1167 nucleotides long. RefSeq names its product phospholipase A2 group XIIA (gene PLA2G12A). The record is from RefSeq and is a predicted model, not a curated record. Gene Ontology annotation, cellular component: extracellular region. Gene Ontology annotation, biological process: lipid catabolic process; phospholipid metabolic process; arachidonate secretion. The transcript is spliced from 4 exons. Gene Ontology annotation, molecular function: calcium ion binding; A2-type glycerophospholipase activity. NCBI's taxonomy places the organism in Eukaryota, Metazoa, Chordata, Lepidosauria, Squamata, Viperidae. The coding region runs from base 18 to 641 and encodes 207 amino acids.
CAGAACCCACGGCGUUCAUGCGUGGGAAUUCUAGAACUCCGGCCCGCGGGCGUUCGGAGAUGCCGGUAAGGCGAGCGGUCUUGUUGCCGCUGCUCGUGACCGGGGCCUUAUUCGCCAUGCUGCUAGAGCCGGGCCGAUGCCACGAGCCCGAAACUCCGGAUUGGAGGAUGACAUUGAAGACCAUCAGAAACGGUGUUCAUAAGAUCGAUACUUAUCUAAAUGCUGCUCUGGAUCUCCUGGGAGGAGAGGAUGGACUCUGUCAGUAUAAAUGCAGUGAUGGAUACAAACCUUUAUCUCGCUAUGGCUAUAAACCUUCACCACCCAAUGGAUGUGGUUCUCCACUCUUUGGAGUUCAUUUUGACAUUGGCAUUCCUUCAAUGACAAAAUGCUGCAAUCAACAUGACAGAUGUUAUGACACUUGUGGUAGCAAAAAGCAUGAUUGUGAUGAGCAGUUUCAAUAUUGCCUUUCAAAGAUCUGUAGAGAUGUGCAGAAGACAUUAGGAAUACCUGAGUCUGUGCAAGCUUGUGAAUCUACAGUACAACUAGUGUUUGAUGCACUCAUACAUCUCGGAUGCAAGCCAUAUCUUGACAGUCAGCGAGCUGCAUGUAUGUGCCAGUAUGAAGUCAACAGAGACCUGUAACAAGAUUUUUCUGAAGGGAUACAGCCCUUUAUUGUUACAAAGCUGUCCUAAAGAGACAGUGAACAUGCAAAUGGACUGUCUACUCACCAGGAGAAGAAACUAAUUUGCAUAUUUUUAUGUAGCACUUCUUUCAUCAGUUAUGUAUGCAUUCUUAAACUAUGAGGAUCGGGGGCACCUCUUUUAGAGUUGAAUUGGAUAUUUUAGCAACUGCCUUAAGUAGAUAGGAUUGUCAAUGAAUGCUGCUCUAAACUGAAGGAAGUGAAUACUGAAGAUGGCAUGGGGUAAAGAAAAAAAAAAGUAGGUCAAUCCUUGGGGUCACAAUCAAUGAAUAUCUCUUCUAUUUGAUUUUUCUUAUAGAAGAAAAAUACCCCAAAAGGCAAAAACCAAAUAUUUGAAAGACUUUAAAAAAUAUGACUGGCAACGUUCAGUCAUUUGUAUAUUGACAUUGUAUGAUGUAUGUAAUAUUUGUCUCUACCACAAUACAGCUGUUUUCCAGUUCUCCAAUGAUAUUUUAAUUCUCUGAAAA